AAGCCUCGAUCGGUGACGCCCGCCCCAUUUCCUCCAUCACAUCUUCUUCCUUCGAGACACUUUUGAGGUUUUUUUUUCCCCCCCUGUAAUGUACCCGCGUGGACGUGGGGGCACACCGGUGACGUCGCUAUACUCGCUGGCCGCAGUUCGCCGGACAAGAAGCAUUUUAGCUAGCGGCUGAUUCAACCGCCCAGGCGGGUUCUGGGUGUCAAAAUGCGCGGAGCGGAUCUUGUGUUGAAUGCUGCUGAGUGGGUUCAAGGUGGCGAAUGAGGAGAGCGUUCCCCACGCCGAAGCCUGCACAUCACCGGCCGUCUAAUUCAGAUUCGUCUCCUCUGCAUCUUCCUGCCAUGAUUCAGACUUGACUAGCUGAAAGAUGCGUCAAGUGAGGCUUACUGUAAAAAGGAGCAUAAGCAGCAGCAGCAGCAGCACUGACUGAUUCUCUCUCCUCCUGGUACACAACACCUGCCUCUCCAUGUCUCCCCCGAUUGGUUGGAAGUGCCAUGUCAUCUGCCACACCCCCUGUGGCCCUGCCCCUUAAAAAGGGAAGGAAGUUGGAGAAAUUAGAAGUGAUGGCUGACCCGGUUCAGGCCGCCAACGAAGAGCUUAGGAGCAAAAUGAUGGACUUCCAGAUUGAGCUGCAGCAGGAGCGGGGGAAGGUGUGUAAACUGCGUGAGCGGCUGCAGGAGCAACGUCAGGCUCGGGAGCUGGAGCAGCACAAGCACGCUGUGGCGCUCACAGACCUACGCGCUAAACUCCAUGAGGAGAAGCUACGCGAGACUGCAGCGGCACGAGAAGCUCUCGCACGGCAGCAUGAAGCGGAGCUGGCCAGGACGAUUAAGAUCCGUGACACAGAGGUACAAAGGCUCCAGGGACUGGUGCACGCCCUGAGAGACGGAGCCGCUGACAAGCUAAAAAAUGCCCUUCUCGGAGAGGCUCGAGAAGAGGCCAAGAGGGCUUUCGAUUGCGAAAGGUUAAAGCUACAACAAGAGAUCCAAGAACUAAAGGCAGCCAAGAAGCAGGCUGACGAGGCUCUGGCCAAUGCAUUACAAGCCGAUAAAGCCAAAGCAGCUGAUCUGAGGACAGCUUACCAGCAGCACCAGGAUGAAGUGCACCGCAUCAAACGUGACUGUGAAAGAGACAUCCGGCGACUGAUGGAUGAGCUAAAGGCCAAGGACCGUGUGGUGUGUGCCCUGGAGAGAGAGCUGGGGAUGCAGGCCGGCUACACUCAGAAACUCCAGCUCCAAAAGGAAGCCCUAGAUGAACAGCUGGUUCACGUCCGAGAAGCCGAAAGAUACAACCACAGCAGUCCAAAGAGGGAGGUGGUGCCCGGGCUUGGGGACAACACAGACGUGCUCAAUAACCAGUUUUUGUACUACUCCUCCUCCUCCCCUCUACCCCCUGCUUCCCAGGAGGUGGAGGAGCGUGACACUAGGAGGUUCCAACUGAAGAUAGCAGAGCUCCACUCCGUCAUCAGGAAGCUGGAAGACAGAAAUGCACUGCUGGCUGAUGAGCGGAAUGAACUUUUAAAGAGAGUUCGAGAGGCAGAGAGCCAGAUGAAGCCCAUGUUUGAAAAGACCAAGCGCCUCUCCAAGAAGAAUGAUGACCUCCUGCAAACACUGCAGCGAAUGGAGGAGAAACUUAAAAACUUGAGCCGUGAGAAUGCUGAGAUGAAAGAAAAAGCUUCUGGAGCCCCAUUUCAGCACCAAACGCAUCCAAACCAGCUAAAGCGCCCCAGCUCUUUAACCGACUUAAGCCACGCCCACGAGGAGCAGGAAGUAGAGUUCCUCAAGCUCCAGAUUGCAGAGCAACGCGACAUCAUCGAAGAACUCACUCAGGAACGUGACCGUUUGGUGCUGGGCAAAAAGAUGAGGCGGAAACCUCUCAAACUAACCAAAAGGCAUGUUGUAGAGACAUAUUUUGGGUUUGAUGAGGAAUCUGUAGAGUCUGAAACCUCCUCUCUGACCUCCUUUAACACGGAUCUUACUGAUCGCACACCUGCCACUCCAGAAGAGGAAUUAGAGGAGAGUGCUUCCCAUGAGGAGUCAGAGCUUCGUUUUCGUCAGCUCACCAGAGAAUACCAGGCUCUCCAGCGGGCCUACGCUCUCUUGCAAGAACAGACUGGAGGCUCUCUCGAUGCGGAGAGAGAAGCCAGGACGCGUGAACAGCUGCAGGCGGAGCUCAUUGGCUGCCAGGCCAAGAUCGUAGAUCUGGAGAAGGCACUGGUGGAGCGGGGGCAGGACUCAAAGUGGGUGGAAGAGAAGCAGCACUUGCUCAGGAUGAACCAGGAACUUCAUGAAAAGAUGUAUGCACUCCAGCAGGCGGAGUCACGGCUGCAGGCCGAGGUUCAGGAUGCUCGGGACCAGAAUGAGCUGCUGGAAUUUCGGGUGCUGGAACUGGAAGAACGAGAGCGAAGGUCUCCGGCCCUCAAUCUUCACAUGUCUGCCUUCUCAGAGAACAGUAGCAGUGCCCUGCAGGUCUACUGCUCCCAGGAGGGAGUCAAGGAUGUCGUCAUUCCAGAACUAAUGAAGAAACUGGAUAUCCUUGGAGAUAACGGGAAUCUCCGAAAUGAGGAGCAGGUUGCAGUGAUCCAGGCCGGAACAGUCAUAUCUCUGUGUGAAAAGUGGUUAAAACAGGUUGAUAGCACAGAGGCCGCUCUGACGCAGAAAAUGAUUGACUUGGAAAAUGACAAGGAGCUGUUUAGCAAGCAGAAGGGUUUCCUUGAGGAGGAGUUGGACUAUAGGAAGCAGGCCUUGGACCAGGCCUACAUGAGGAUCGAGGAGCUGGAGGCCACGCUGUAUAGCGCCCUGCAGCAAGAGCAGCCGUCAUGCCAGGCGGUGGCCGAGUCGCUGUCAGACAGGCAGAGGGAGGAGCUGAGGCUCGCCGUGGACAAGCUGCGGCGUCAGAUUCUCCGGCAGAGCCGGCAGUAUGACAGUCAGAUCUUACAGGAGCGUAUGGAGCUCCUACAGCAGGCCCAGCAGAGGAUUAGAGAGCUGGAGGACAGGAUCGACUUACAAAAGAGACAAAUAAAGGAAAUAGAAGAAAAGCCUUUAUUCUUUGGCCUUAAUGAACAUAACUGUGGAACCACAUUAUCAGGUGGUAAGUUGCUGCCGAGGCAAGAGAGGACAAAACUUUUUUUUAAAUGCAUUUUAAUGAAACCCCAAUGGCCUUUUUGAUAAAUGUGCACUUUU
Molecule: messenger RNA, 3188 nt
Organism: Syngnathoides biaculeatus (alligator pipefish)
Lineage: Eukaryota; Metazoa; Chordata; Actinopteri; Syngnathiformes; Syngnathidae
Gene: jakmip1
Product: janus kinase and microtubule interacting protein 1
Exons: 23
Coding region: 501-3173 (890 amino acids)
Molecular function (GO): microtubule binding; kinase binding; GABA receptor binding
Source: RefSeq, a predicted model, not a curated record